Molecule: messenger RNA, 1482 nt
Organism: Arachis ipaensis
Lineage: Eukaryota; Viridiplantae; Streptophyta; Magnoliopsida; Fabales; Fabaceae
Source: RefSeq, a predicted model, not a curated record
CUGGCAAAAUUUCUCCGCUGGAGCUGCUCUUGUGGUUGUAAGCAAUAAUCUCAGACACAUAGCCUUGGUAUAGGGAAGAAGAAACAAAAAUGCUCCAACCUACCAUACCGUCGAAUCCAUCGCUACCAAACAAAACAAAACCCCAAAACGGCACUGUUUAAAUGCUACUAAAUACCAACACCAAAAUCCUCACAUUCAAGAAACGCUGGCAAAAAUGAUUCUCACUCGUCACCACCUUCAUCACCUCUUCGCAGAUUCAACCCUCAACUCUUCACUCAGAAACUGCACGCCAAUUCCGAACCCUUCCACUCGCUUCCGAGUCACGUACCUCAACUCGUUCGCAAUUCACAAAAUCGCUUCGGUUUCGACCCGACCCGCGGGUCAGUUUAGCAUCAGAGCCCAAGAAUCUGAUGACGCGGUUUCAAAACGCGUUCUUGGCGACUUCGAUUUGGACUCGGCACUCUCCGUGCUGGAAUUCGCGUGCCUUCUUUCGUCGGCGGUUGCGUGGGUUGGUUUUGCUGUGAUUGCUGGUUCGGCGAAGCAGGGGUUCUUGGUGGCGAUUGGGGAGACUAGGGUUAGGGUUGUGGUGGCUGUGUGUGGGGUACUCAUGAUGGUUGGUGGGAUUGCGAUUGGAGCGUGGAUUCGGAGGCGGCAAUGGAAUCGAGUUUGUGGCGGAACGGGAAAGGUGAAUUUUGUUGGGAGGAUUGAGAAAUUGGAGGAGGAAUUGAGGAAUUCUGCCACUGUUAUUAGGGUUUUGUCGAGGCAUAUAGAGAAAUUGGGGACAAGGUUUAGGGUCACUCGCCAAAAUUUGAAGGAUCCCAUAGCUGAGGCUGCAACUUUGGCACAGACGAAUUCUGAGGCUACAAGAGCACUAGCAGUGCAAUCAGAUAUGUUGGAGAAGGAACUUCGCGAAAUUCAAAAUGUUUUACUAGCAAUGCAGGAACAACAGCAAAAACAACUUGAUCUGAUUCUUGCAAUUGGGAAGACUACUAAGCUGUGGGAAAUCAAACGGGAAACUAGUGAAGAACAUGAAACUACAUUAGAUACACCUAACUUGGCUGAGGGCGAGGUAAAGCAGAAGGAAGUUCACCAAAUUUGAGGUUUAAAUUUAGCUGAGGAGAGGAAAAUCCUGGAUCCUAGAAGUGGCAAUUGGAAAAUGGUGAAGAUUUGAAGUCACAUGUCUUUGUACAACAUUGUUACAUUGUUGCUGUGUAUACCAAAUGAUCAAUCAUCACAACUGAAAUUACUUAGGAGUUUAAUUGGCAUACAAAUUUAUACCAAACUUUCCACGAAUAUAGGUGAGGAGAAAUCACUUGAAACAAAUUAAGAUUGGAGAAUGACUGAACUCCAUUUGGUGCCCUGGUAAAGCUCAGAAUUGUUUGAAUUUGUAUGUACUUUUUGAUUCGGUCUGUAACGUACAUUGUCAAUAUUUGUUUUGAGGAAGCAUCGUUAAUAAAAAGGUCAAUCUACACUUUUUGUAUA